CUGGUUGUUGUGAAGCCAAUCAUCGCCCCCAGUCGGGCGUCAAUGGUUGAGCAGAGCAGUACCGACAGACAAUUGACCGGAAUGAAGCCAAUUGUGCCACUGCGGAAGCGAGGCCAAUCCUUUCGAGAGACCAAAAAGAUGGUCACCACUGUGGACGCCGACGGCCGACGGCAUCUCAAUCACACAUUCAUGGAGCAACUGGGCAAAGGCGCUUAUGGCGUUGUGUUUAAAGUGGAGAGUACCGACACAAAGGAGGUGUUUGCAGCGAAGUGCGUGGACAAGAAAGCUCUCAAACGCAUUCGCGUGGGCCGCUUUGGCAACGCGCUGCAAUCUGUCAAGAAAGAGCUCAAUAUCUGGAAGCGAUUCAAGCACCGACAUAUCGUUGUGUUACGUGAGGUCAUUGAUACCGAUGAUAGCGACGAGUUGUAUAUGAUCAGUGAAUUGGUGGACGGGGGGCCAGUACUCGACGAUGAUAUAGAGUGCACCCCACUAAACGCUGAGCUGACGAAAACGUACUUCACGCACUUGAUCGAGGGAAUCGACUUCCUACACGAAAAUAAGAUCAUACACCGUGAUAUCAAGCCGGGAAACUUGCUACUGAAGACGGUCGAUGAAAAUGAAGUUAUCCUCAAGAUUGCCGACUUCGGUGUUUCACAUGAAAUGGAAAACGAUAAUGAGUCCAUGCGGCAAACUGCCGGAACUGCGAUCUUCAUGGCACCGGAGAUGCUGACCGGUGAAAGUUUUCAGGGCAAACCAGUCGAUAUCUGGGCGUGCGGCGUUACACUGUACAUGUUUGUAUACGGACACCCACCCUUCGUCGCCCAAACCAUGACGGUUCUGUACGGGAAAAUUCAGAACGACUCCAUCGAGUACCCCACCACUGUUGGUGAUCGCGUAGUAGAAAGCGAGCUUAUCGACCUCAUGAAGCAUGUGCGU
Phytophthora sojae is the source of this 936-nucleotide messenger RNA. RefSeq lists its product as hypothetical. The transcript is spliced from 9 exons. Gene Ontology annotation, molecular function: ATP binding; protein serine/threonine kinase activity. The record is from RefSeq and is a predicted model, not a curated record. NCBI's taxonomy places the organism in Eukaryota, Oomycota, Peronosporomycetes, Peronosporales, Peronosporaceae. The annotation marks the transcript as partial. Gene Ontology annotation, cellular component: cytoplasm. Gene Ontology annotation, biological process: protein phosphorylation; intracellular signal transduction.